UCUCCUCCUCUAAUUUCACUCAUCUUUCUUCUUUUGUUUUUCUCUCUAUAGAUCUAUAGAAGAUUCAUUUGAUUAUGAAACAAAUAGCCUUGGGAUUCAUAUAUAUAUAUAUAUACACACACAUCAGCUUCUCUUCUUCUGAUCUGUUCAUCUUUUUUUUAAAAAAAAAAAAAAUUCAAAUCCGGUGAAACAUGUGUUGAUCUGUUCAGAUAAAACGAUUACUACUUGUUUUGGUUAUGGCAAAAAUGCAAGGAGGAUUGAAGCAAAUACUGUCUCAUGGAAGUGUGUUGAAAAGUGCUGUUUUACGACAUGUCCAAUUGGGGUCGGGAUGGAGGCAGCUUAUGUUUGUGCGCCAGGAAACAACUUCAACUGCUCGUAUAGAAGAACAUGGUUUUGAAAGCACAAAAAUAUCUGACAUUUUGAAGGGCAAAGGUAAAGGUGCUGAUGGCUCCUGGCUCUGGUGCACUACAGAUGACACUGUUUAUGAUGCUGUCAAAUCGAUGACACACCACAAUGUAGGAGCCUUGGUCGUUGUCAAAUCUGGGGAAAAUAAGUCUAUUGCUGGCAUUAUUACAGAGAGGGAUUAUCUUCGGAAAAUCAUAGUACAGGGAAGAUCAUCCAAAUCAACAAAGGUCGGGGACAUCAUGACGGAGGAGAACAAGCUUAUCACUGUCACACCUGAAACCAAAGUUCUGAAAGCAAUGCAACUGAUGACAGAUAAUCGAAUCAGGCACAUUCCAGUUAUCGAUCAGACAGGUAUGAUAGGGAUGGUGUCCAUUGGAGAUGUUGUCCGUGCUGUUGUGUGUGAGCACAGGGAAGAGCUGAAACGGUUGAAUGCCUUCAUACAAGGAGGUUACUAGAUAGAUGAUGAUGAUGACGACGACAACAAAUAAAUAGAUGAUAUACUGCAAGGUUUCUGCUUUGCAGUUUAAAGAUGUCUGAAUUGGGGAAGACCUCGAUCUGGAUCUUGUAAAUGUUGACAUCCUUACAUCUUCUCUAGCUUGAUGUUUGUUUGCCCAUGGGAGAUGGGACCUUUUCAUUUUGGGAUCAAUGAGAUACACUACUGUUUUUAAACUAUUUGGUUUGCUUGCAAUUGGCCAAUCAGUUUCUUUAACCAA
Solanum pennellii is the source of this 1118-nucleotide messenger RNA. RefSeq names its product CBS domain-containing protein CBSX3, mitochondrial. The record is from RefSeq and is a predicted model, not a curated record. The transcript is spliced from 6 exons. The coding region runs from base 237 to 860 and encodes 207 amino acids. NCBI's taxonomy places the organism in Eukaryota, Viridiplantae, Streptophyta, Magnoliopsida, Solanales, Solanaceae.